CAUAGAUCAAUACCCAUUCAGUUCUUCUCACUGAGUAAACCGCCAAUGAGACUCCCCCGAACGAUCCCCCUUCUCAAAGGGGUGACCAGCAAAACCCCCGCUCCCACACGAUGCUUCUCCACCACAAUAUCCCGCUCGAGAUCACGGAUCGCGUUGGACAUUCCCCCUCCAUUUCCAGUGACACAGACAUGUCCAGAACCGGGCUGCUCCUGUCCUCCAACCCCGGAGCUGCCCGAGGGCCUCCCAAUCGACUAUGACCAGCCGUUAAACGGGACCAUGGCGGCUUACACCCAACAACUUCUCAUCUGCACGGGACAACGCGAUUGGACGAGUCGCAUUGAGGAAGAUGGCCAGGGAACGGGCUGGGGUGAACUGGCUAGGGGAUUGAAGAAGCUGAUGGGUCGGGGGGGACAAUACGCUGAUCCCUUUAAUAACGUCCUCGUUUCCAACUCGUCCUUCCCCUCCUCCUCGAAGGACACUACAUCCACCUCCGCCUCCGCAUUCCUCUUCCCCAGCUUCAAAUACUUCCCCUCCGUCCCCGCCGAACCAACGAGCGCCCCCACCCAACCCGACCUCUCCACCUUCGUCCGCGGCUUCCUCUUACCCGAGCAACUCAGCGCCUUCCAAUCGUCCCUCCCCGAGUCAAAACAGGCAGAACUCACCCGCCGGCCGGAACUAGCAGCGGACUUCCCCGCUAUCGACAUCCGACACUCGCCGUUCGUGCUGAUCUGCGGCCACGGUGGCCGCGACAUGCGCUGCGGCAUUAUGGCGCCGGUGUUGGAAGAGACGUUCCGGAGUGUUCUGGACGGAAAGGGCUUCACUGCGUCUGCUAUGGGGGAUGUCAAUGGCGGGGAAUCCAUUGAUAGUCCCGAGCGGGCGCACAUCGGGCUGAUCAGCCACGUCGGAGGACACAAAUACGCGGGGAAUGUGAUUGUUUAUAUUCCGCCGGAGAUGAAGCUGGGCGACGAGACGCUGCAUCCACUGGCUGGAAAGGGCAUCUGGUAUGGGCGGAUUGAGCCCAAACAUGUACCUGGUAUUGUGGAGGAGACGAUACUGGGGGGAAGGGUGGUGAAGGAUCACUUCCGGGGGGGAAUUGGGAGGGAGGGAGAUAUUUUGCGGUUGUAG
Molecule: messenger RNA, 1125 nt
Organism: Aspergillus campestris IBT 28561
Lineage: Eukaryota; Fungi; Ascomycota; Eurotiomycetes; Eurotiales; Aspergillaceae
Product: sucrase/ferredoxin-like domain-containing protein
Exons: 2
Coding region: 46-1125 (359 amino acids)
Source: RefSeq, a predicted model, not a curated record